Gloeophyllum trabeum ATCC 11539 is the source of this 2874-nucleotide messenger RNA. RefSeq lists its product as uncharacterized. Gene Ontology annotation, molecular function: DNA binding; zinc ion binding; DNA-binding transcription factor activity, RNA polymerase II-specific. Bases 112 to 2685 code for a protein of 857 amino acids. NCBI's taxonomy places the organism in Eukaryota, Fungi, Basidiomycota, Agaricomycetes, Gloeophyllales, Gloeophyllaceae. Gene Ontology annotation, biological process: DNA-templated transcription; regulation of DNA-templated transcription. The record is from RefSeq and is a predicted model, not a curated record. The transcript has 10 exons.
CCCGGCCACAAGUCCUGCACACCAUAAGCUCCCCCUUCUUGGAUAUCCUACAAGUCCGAAAGCUUAUUAACAACGUCCUCAAGAACACUACGUCUGCGUCUCCCAACCCCCAUGGUCAAGCCAGCUAACCAUGCGUCCCCGGGCGGCACACCGGCAGGACAGUCCGCUAAAAGGAAAAAGGAGGACGAUGAGGGGCACGCAGGGUCGUCCAAGAAAGCUCGGACCCGAGUCAGCUAUUCGUGCGGAGAGUGCCACCGUCGAAAGCAGAAGUGUGACAGGCAGGUGCCAUGCUCUCAUUGCGUCGCACGGAAGGUCCCCGAAUUAUGCAAGGCAUAUCAGCCAGGCAAGUCCGACCAAGAUUUGCACCUGCGGAUCGCAAGACUGGAGCGUAUUAUCGAGACUGCUUUGCCUCAGUUUUGCUCCACUGAUGCCUCGACACCUGCUUCAGCCGAAGCGAGCGGGCAUGGCGAAGGCCACCGUUCUCUGUCAGAAGGAGCUGAAGAUGAUGCUCGGUCCCAGGCAGACGACCAGGAUGCCAGCGGGGGUACAUUUCAGAGUGGCAGGUGGUAUGGUCAUACCGCGUCUGGCAGCAUCGCUCCAGCGUCGGUCCUUGAACAGUUACAAAACGUUGUCGGCCCAUCAAACCUGGAACCCCAAUCUCGCGAGCCGUCAGCCAUGCGUUCGCCUUCUCUGAGCUCCGUGAAAGUCGAGGCAGCCCCUAAGACUCCCGGAUUGCCUCAUACGUCUAGUCUGAACAAUGCGACAGACUCCAUUAUCGAAUCCGUCCGACAAGAUUCUGAACCAUCCGCGGCCGAUAAAUUAAGAAGUCUUGUACAAGAUUGCGGAGUUUCGCCACAGAAUUUUAGCGAGUUGCUCCAGGAACUCCCUCCACAGCGGUUCGCAGAUAUCCUCAUAGAUCAUUACUUCGCCUCAAUUAAUUGGACGCGCUACCCCUUGGCUGAGCGCGACGUCAGGGCUGCGUAUGCUUCCAUCUGCGCGAACGGAAUAGACGUUAAUCCCAAUGACGUCCGUUUCCUUCCUUUGCUCUUCGUCGUGCUUGCCAUCUCCGUCCGAUUAGCGCCUGAGGCGAUCGGCGGGGAUUGUCGCACUCGCAGACUAACGUCUUUGCGAUACUAUUGGUCUUCGCGCCGUUCCCUCUUGAUUGCCGCUGCGAUCCAGCCUGACUCCCUCGAGAUGGUUCUUACCCGGUUGCUGAGCGCUCGAUUCUUGACGUUUGAUCGUCGCAUAACGGAGUGCUGGAGCCAACUCGGCGCUGCUGUGCGGACGGCACAAGCUCUUGGAUUGCACCGAGACGGUGAAGCUAUGGGAAUGGAUCCUGCUCGGGUUGAAUACCGACGACGGAUAUGGGCAUAUCUGUAUCAUGCCGACCGAUCCUAUGCCCUCGUAUUGGGCAGGCCGAAUGCCAUCCAGGACGACUACACAUCGACCUUACCUCCCUUAAAUAUUGCCGAUGAAACGGCUCUGACGUCGCGGAUGCGUACUUCCCCUCCCCUCUCCCAGCCGACACCUAUGACUUUCGUAAUCCUCCGCCAUGCUCUAGCUACCAUCAUCGGUCGUAUGGUGCAUCAUUUCCAGCAGGUACGCCACCCGAGCCACUACACAGACGUCUUAGCGUUGGACGAGGAGCUGCUCAAAUUCGUCGAGACAUUACCGCCUCAUUUCGCUAUGGAGCCCGACACCUCACUAGACGAGUCUUUGACAUAUAUCCCAGUCCACCGUUACUUGCUCAUCACAGAAGUACUGUUCGUCAGGAUCAGUCUUCAUCGGCCGUACUUGCUGCGUAAACUCCGCUCCGAUCGUUACCUCCCGUCCCGCAAAGCCUGCUUUGACUCUGCCAUCAAAGAUUUUCAGGUUCGACGCAAGUUCAAGGAGGGUAGCCCGAGGGAAGCACGGGACUCCCUGAGCAAUGCCUACCGUGAAUUCCAAACCGCGAUGGUCAGUGGAAUUUACCUCGUUCUCGAGCCUAGAGGCCCCUACGCCGAGGCUAUGCACACCAUUCUCGACUCCUUCCUGGCGGAGCACGAAGGCAUGCCAGAUAUAGACGAGACAACGCGCAGGGAGCUCAAGAUCAUUGAGUUCCUGAAGAACAAAUCGUUGCAGGCCGAGGCUAAUGGGCAAGACCCAUUCCGGGCUCCUGAACCGAACUCUGCAGGGCCCCAUGUCGACGCGCAAUUACUGUUGGAGCUUGGCCAAUCCACCACGUCGCGUUCUCCGAGUGUCAUGCCGGCCGUUCCGCGGCGGACGUCCGUGAACGGUGCCAGCAGCUUCGGUGUCGCCUCACCGUCCCUCGCCCAGUCCCCCAAAAAUGCGUUCCGGAACGCAGCACCUACAACCUCCACGCGUUCGCCCACUCUUCACCGUCUGCAACAGGUGGAUACCUUCCAGCUCUCACCGACUGCGUCGGGCAGUCCCGGCGUUGAGGAGGAGUCGGCGGCGCAAAAUCUUCUGGACCACUGGUGCAAUACCGUCAGUACCGGCUCUUUUGACGGGCCCGGGAGCCUCAACAGUCUCCCCUGGAACGGCGCGAGCAGUGGGACAGAUAUGUCGAAUCUGUUUGGGUCUUCGUCGGGAUUCAUGGGCAACGACAUGAACGGCCUCGCCGGUCCCGACAUGUCCGAUUGGACUUAUUGGGAGACACUCGUCAACCAGAUCAGGGGCUCCUAGCUACACGCUUUCACCCUGUAUCAGCGCUGUUCCCCCUCAUGACUAUCGCAUUUCCUCUCAUGUUGUAUCAGCUAACGCAUUGUAUUUUUUAUUCACCUGCUAGGUUAUAGCGCGAUCUAAUAGGAUGUUACAUUUUCACUGGUUGAUUUUGACUAACAUACUGCGCCGCCGGGAACACAUAUUACAGGA